Molecule: messenger RNA, 1146 nt
Organism: Penicillium taxi
Lineage: Eukaryota; Fungi; Ascomycota; Eurotiomycetes; Eurotiales; Aspergillaceae
Exons: 3
Coding region: 1-1146 (381 amino acids)
Biological process (GO): karyogamy involved in conjugation with cellular fusion; nuclear membrane fusion involved in karyogamy
Cellular component (GO): endoplasmic reticulum membrane
Source: RefSeq, a predicted model, not a curated record
AUGAAGACUCUCACCUAUCUCUUCGAUAUUUUGUUGAUGCUUUGCAUUAUUCUGAUCCAAACCUGCGAAGCUGGCAAAGUCGUCGCCGUCAAUGGUAUCUGUACUCUUUCCUAUCUCGGCAUUGCCGUUUCGGAGACUGUGCUAUUUGAUGAAGCUGUUCAAAUCCUCGAUGCUCUGAACAUCUCUCCUUCAUGCAACAGAAUUGCUGCUGACACCCUUAUGACCUCGUGCCAGUCAAUCGGAAGUAAAGAUGGCGUCCGUAUUGAGAUCAACGACGUACUGGACCGUGUUCGCUCUAUAUAUGCUGCCAGACUUGCCAUCUGCGAGCUCGAUGGUGCAUUUGCAUCAAUUCCAACUUCAUGCCUCCCCGUGGCUGUUGCAUCCAAAGUUCCCAAAAGCCGCUUCUACUUCGAUAUUUUCAGCAAGCCUCACUCCCGGGAUGUCAAUGCAGAGGAUAUUUCCGAUAAAGUCUUACAGCCUUGUCUCAAAGCUCUAGAGUCACGUCCCCAGUGGUGGACCUCGUAUAGCAACAACCGCCAGAAUGCCAUGGUUCUUUGCCAUGCUGCUCGGCAUGAAGCUGAAAAGGAAGACAUCUUGAGCUUGCACAAGGACAUCACCGACAGUAGCAUUAAACUCAACAAGGGUCUACAAGCCGCCAUUCAAAAGGCUGCGAUGGAAUCCCAGCGGAAUGAAGAAUUUGCUGAUGCGCUCAAAGUUUUUCAGGACAGUUUUUUGGAGAAGGCUUCGUUUAUGGAACUCGCAUUCGGCAAGUUCGAGCCUCGUAUCAGUAAGAUGCUCGCGAUGACGGCCGCAGUUCUGGUAAGCCAAAAUGCCCAAACCCUCGCUGCUAUGACUCAUUCCGAGACCAUGAAGGAGAUUACGACUACUGCGGAGCUUGCCCAGGCCUUGGUCGAAAAGAUCACGAUCGAUGCUGCUCAGCUCGAAAGACUUAUUACGGCGUCCCGAUCGACUUUUACAACCAUGACUGGGAUCAAGUGGGGAGGCGUCGCCUCAUGGCCUACCUUUAUUUCGAUAAUGGUGGCCCUGUACUGGCGCUUCCCCAAUGCGGCAGCGAUGGUUUUGUCAGCUUUUAUUUGUAAGUACAAUCUUCUAAGUCGAUUCAUACCGUCCUUAGCUGAUAUUUAG